Messenger RNA from Elaeis guineensis (African oil palm), 726 nucleotides. RefSeq lists its product as uncharacterized. NCBI's taxonomy places the organism in Eukaryota, Viridiplantae, Streptophyta, Magnoliopsida, Arecales, Arecaceae. Gene Ontology annotation, cellular component: respiratory chain complex I. The record is from RefSeq and is a predicted model, not a curated record.
CAUUCUGGGUAUAUGUAGUAGAUAAUACAUGGUAGCAUACUUAGCAGCGGUAACAGGUCCUUCUAAGCUGCAGUGGAUUGGGCAAAAGAAAGGAAGAAGGGUAGGCGGCGGCCGGAGGAGAGAUGAAUACGGACAUAACGGCGGCCGUGAAGCCGGAGUACCCGGUGGUGGAUCGCAACCCUCCCUUCACCAAGACCGUCGCCAAUUUCAACGCCCUCGACUACCUCCGUCUCUCCACCAUCACCGGCGUCUCCGUCACCGUCGGCUACCUCUCCGGGAUCAAGCCCAAUAUCCGAGGGCCCUCGAUGGUGACGGGCGGCCUGAUCGGGCUGAUGGGCGGCUUCAUGUACGCCUACCAAAACUCCGCCGGGCGGCUCAUGGGAUUCUUCCCCAACGACGCCGAGGUGGCCCGUUACCAGAAGUAGAGAGGGAGGUCUAAAUUCUCCGUUCAAUAAUUCUUGGGCUGCUUUUCUUCUAUUUAUUUGUGCUGGUUCAUAGAUAAUGGGUUUUGCCCUUCUUGUCUUCCAGAAGUCUUCAUAUGAUCUUUGUAACAUGAUGUUAACGGCUGUCUGAUUUACUUCUGUACUUCUUGGCUACAUUAUCCUUUGCUUGAUCUUUUUUCUUCCCCAAGGUCUGAAAUUUUUACCAUGUCUCAAUUAUUCUCUAAUAAGUGUGCCAUUGCAUCAUUUGAAGAUCUACUAUGAUGGAUGGAUGUUCUUGGAUUUU